Messenger RNA from Micropterus dolomieu (smallmouth bass), 1543 nucleotides. It is a transcript of the gene insm1b, whose product is annotated as insulinoma-associated 1b. Gene Ontology annotation, biological process: negative regulation of transcription by RNA polymerase II; regulation of cell cycle process; neuron differentiation. Gene Ontology annotation, cellular component: transcription repressor complex; nucleus. Gene Ontology annotation, molecular function: RNA polymerase II cis-regulatory region sequence-specific DNA binding; DNA-binding transcription repressor activity, RNA polymerase II-specific. The transcript has a single exon. The record is from RefSeq and is a predicted model, not a curated record. Bases 1 to 1443 code for a protein of 480 amino acids. NCBI's taxonomy places the organism in Eukaryota, Metazoa, Chordata, Actinopteri, Centrarchiformes, Centrarchidae.
AUGCCCAAAGGAUUCCUGGUAAAAAGAAACAAGAAAUCUGCACAUGUUUCCUACAGGAAUCGGUCAGACGAAGAUGACCUCCAGGAGCUACCCACCCCAGCUGCCUUGCCGAGUCAGGCGCACCCCUCCCAGCCAAUGUCCGUUGCGUACAGUCCGGACCGAGCCGCAGCAUCGCCGGAUUUCACAGCAGCUGAGGCACCAGUGCCAAGACUGGCGAAGCCGGCACAGUUCGGCAACCCAGAGGCGGUGUGCCAACCCCUCUACAGCCCCACCCGGCCCAUCAGCAAGGAGCACGACAGGGGAUAUUUUGAGCGAAGUUUCAAUCUAGGCUCGCCUAUUUCUGCCGAGUCAUUCCCAACACCUGCCUCCCUCUCCGGCCUGGACCAUCUCCUGUACGCCCCGGUCGACUUGAAAAUCGGCACCAGCAACAGCAGCCGCAGCGGCACCACCAGCAGCCUCCCGGCACCAAGCAACCGGGCCGGCAGCAAAAGACCCGCAGCGGAAGGUGCAGAGCGCAAAUCCAAACCCGCCUCCAAGAAACCAAAAGCCAUUAGAAAACUCAACUUUGAAGACGAGGUGACGACUUCUCCCGUGCUUGGUCUCAAAAUCAAAGAGGGGCCGGUGGAGACGAAGCCGAGGGCGCAGUCCUCAGGAGGAAACAAGCCUUUAGGGGAGUUUGUGUGUCAGCUGUGCAAGGAGGCGUAUGCGGAUCCCUUCUCUCUGGCUCAGCACAAGUGCUCCCGUAUAGUCAGGGUCGAGUACCGGUGUCCAGAGUGCGAUAAGAUGUUCAGCUGCCCGGCCAACCUCGCCUCUCAUCGCCGCUGGCACAAACCCCGGACCACCGGCGUACCGGCGAUGCCACCAGCACAGGGCAUCAAACCUGAAAUGGCCAAAAUGCCAUCGCUAGGUGUCAAGUCUGUCUCUGACGAAGCCAAAGACAUGAGUGACAGAGACACCCCCAGCCCAGGUCUGUCCGAGUCAGGCUCUGAAGAUGGCUCAUAUGACUGCCAGUUCUGCGGGAAGAGGUUUAAGCGACAGGCAUACCUAAGAAAACACAUAAUGGGACACCAGGCCUUGCAAAAGAAAGUGCUGGAGGAGCACGGGUUUCAACCCAGCGACCGCGCGGCAGAGCAGGCUCCGGUGUCAUCCUCCUCCUCAGCAUCAUCAUCCUCCUCCUCCUCAGAGGAAGCCUCAAACCAAAGCCCUCUCAAUCUGAGCCCGGUGGACUGCCUGCUGUGCCCGGUGUGCGGGGAGAGUUUCACCAGCAGGGCCGGCCAGGAGAGACACCUGCGCCUCAUGCACUCCUCCCAGAUUUACCCGUGCAAAUACUGCCCCGCCACUCUCUACAGCUCGCCGGGGCUCACCAGGCACAUAAACAAGUGCCACCCCUCGGAGAACAGGCAGGUGAUCCUGCUCCAAAUGCCGGUGCGCCCCGCCUGCUAAAGACAACUAGAAACUCGUGCCUUUGAUAGGGGAAAAUUAAAGAAAAAAAAAAAAAAGAAACAAAAAACUGGCUUUGGGAUUAAAAAAAUAAAGAGUUUGU